CAGUUGCUGUCAUUUUCCCACCAGCCUCCAACACCGAAUUCUCAAAACGAAUAUGCGGCAGAUUAACUUUCAAACUGCUCGUCCGACUUUCCCCCACGACUAAGUCUCCCCUCCGCCAUGUCUCCUCGAAAGCGCCAGCGUACCACUCCAUCUGCGCCGAGCUCAUCGAGUCCACCGCCCGCGGCAAUUGCCCCUGCGAUCCCAACGUCGGCUACGUCACAGGUCACGGCCGUCUCAGAACCCGCGAACCGCCCAGCGCGAGAUAUGCCUUUGAUGAGGGACAGAAGCGGCAGCGAGACGAAGAAUACACCACAAAACUCACAGAAACAGGUCCGCAAGGCGCGAAGUUGGUACGGCUCUUGGCCACGCGUCCCAAAGACCUCCGCAUCUACCCAACUGGCACGAGAAACAAUAUUCGGAGGCACUUCCAAACCCUCUAGCAUACCCGACCUUCGAAGAUUUGACACCAAAAAGAGCAUCGACUCGGCGAGUUUCGACGGCCCGGCAGAUUCAUCAGCAUCAUUACCACAGAUCCCCGAGGACGGCGCUGCGACGCCGGAAAUAAACGCACCGAUCAAGCAGGACGGCUCUGGUGUCAAAGCACAGGCUUCAUCGACGGAUGCUAGUAAACCAGUAGAAGGAACACCGGCGAAAGUCGACGAUACGAACAAGACGAUAGAAGAGCCGCAAGCGCAAGGUGUCCAGCCACCGGCUACAACUUCAGGCUGGUUUGGGUGGCUAGCACGGGCCCCAGUAACAGAAACACAAUCGUUCACACCGGUAGAAGAGACACCAAAGGAGGCAGAUCCCGUACCAGAGCCAGAGCCAGAGCCAGAGCCAGAACCCCAACCAGCACCAUCAGCCGAACCACCUGCCCCCGAGCCCCCCGUAGAAAACCCAGGUCCCAACCCGCCCUCAUCGACAAACUCUUGGUUUAGUUUCUGGUACUCGAACGCCCCUGCGACAGAGAACCCCACAGACUCGGAUACCCCGAAGCCCACGGAAAACACCGAGAUGCCCAAGGCACCCGAGGAGCCGGUGAAGCAGCCCGAAGACGUGGUCAUGGAGGACGCACCACCACUGAAGCCAGAGCCUGCCAAGACACCUUCGGCCGGUUCCACCUGGGCCUUUUGGUCUAGAGACACUCGUCCGAAGGCUGAGGGAACGAACAAUCAGGCAACGCAACCAGAAUCAGGCGAGCUUGCGGUCAUGGGACAGGGAUCUGAAGCGGAUCCAGAGCUUACGGGAAUGAAUGUUGAACAAUCACAAUCAGACCAAGCAACGAAAGACGGGAAGAAUGCCAAGACCACCAAAGACGCAAAGUCAUCCAAGAGUUCCAAGGCGGGUACCGCGUCAGCACCGUCAACGUUUGGAAGGAAGAGUAAGAGAAACCGUCCUCAAUCGAUGGAUUUAGACAUACCAUCUAGACCUGGGACACCGAAUCGGCCGGAAUCAGUGGCCUCAUCGAAGGCUUCCGUGGCGGAAACAACACCAAAAGAACCGCCCCUGAAACCAGGCACACCAAAGGCUAGCCCAAGCCAAGAAACACUUUCGAAGACAACUCCUCCGAAUCUUCUGUUACCCUCGUUUGGGAGUACUUACCGGAUGAAAGACAACCCAUCCAUCAUCAAACAAAUCACCUCACUGUUGCUUCGUACUCAGCAGGCUCCGGCGAAUCAUGUUUAUAAAGUAAAGGAAACGCCCAAGAUCAAGAAAGCCAUCGCGAUUGGCGUCCAUGGACUUUUCCCGGCGAUGUAUCUGAGAGCUAUGGUCGGCCAGCCGACAGGAACGUCAUUACGCUUCGCCAACCUCGGCGCCGAGGCCAUCAGGAGAUGGACCGAUGCUCACGGUUGCACCGAUUGCGAAAUUGAAAAGGUCGCUUUGGAGGGCGACGGGAAGAUCGCGGACAGGGUAGACAACCUGUGGAAGCUCCUUCUUAACUGGAUUGAGCACAUUCGCAAUGCAGAUCUCAUCUUGGUCGCCAGUCACUCUCAAGGUGUGCCUGUCGGAGUCAUGCUGCUGGCAAAGCUCAUAGAUCUGGGCAUCAUAACGAAUGCCAAAAUCGGCGUUUGCGCCAUGGCCGGAGUUUCGUUGGGUCCGUUCCCAGACUACAAGUCGAGCAUGGGAAUCCUGAUGGGGGCCGCCAACGAGUUGUGGGAAUUUUCAAAUCCAGACAGCGAGAUUUCCAAGAGAUACGAGCACUCGCUUAAAGAAGUCCUCAAAUACGGCGCGAGAAUCACAUACAUCGGCAGCAUUGACGACCAACUGGUGCCGAUGGAAUCAGCAAUUUACUCACCAGCAUCUCACCCCUACAUCUACCGCGCGGUGUUCAUCGACGGCCGCAUCCACGCGCCAGACUUCAUCGCCCACCUCGUCGGCUUCGCCCUCAAACUCCGCAACCUAGGCGUCUCGGACCACGGACUGAUAAGAGAACUCUCCACCCCGCUCGCAGGCAGCCUCUACUCGGGCGAAGGCCACUCGCGCCUCUACUACGACGACCAAGUCUACGACCUCGCGCUCACCCACGCACUCGAGACGUCCGACGUCCACCCCAACGUGCCCGCUACCGUUGCCCACCGCCGCGACUCGACGGGUGCCGGGGCCGGGGCCUCUGUCGCGAACCCGAACCCGUAUCACCUGCCGUGGAUAAUGCGUGGUUUGCUGGAGGAGGACUUUGUCCGUACGGAGCUGUCCUCCGAGACGGAGGAGUUGUUGAGACAGUUUGAUGACUGGAAGCCCGUUACCAAGGCGCUCAAGGAUGUCAAGUAUCGGCUUGAGGCGAUUCGGUCGAAGCUGUAAGACGGCCAUCAUGGGAAUAGAAUUGGCCAUGUCCUGCUGAGAAGAAUUGGGGCUCGAAGGGCAUCUCCCAAUCCCUACUUCUCAUUUCCUACACUUCUUUUCUUUUUCUCUUGUCUCUUUUUGGCCGGAGUUUAGCGGCUAAAGACUGAUGAGAUGGAUUCACCGGCGUUUCUUAUCAUGCUUUGGGAAGGAGGGGAGACGAAUACCUAGACUAACAUACACUUUACAACCAUUACACGAUGCUUGGUGUCUUUACACUUACGACGGCCAGGACAGAUAUAACAAUGUACACAAAUUCAAUACACUAUUCAAACAA
This is a messenger RNA of Colletotrichum phormii, 3115 nucleotides long. RefSeq lists its product as uncharacterized. Lineage: Eukaryota; Fungi; Ascomycota; Sordariomycetes; Glomerellales; Glomerellaceae. The record is from RefSeq and is a predicted model, not a curated record. The coding region runs from base 118 to 2799 and encodes 893 amino acids. The transcript is spliced from 4 exons.